This is a messenger RNA of Mytilus trossulus (common blue mussel), 1110 nucleotides long. RefSeq lists its product as uncharacterized. The record is from RefSeq and is a predicted model, not a curated record. Lineage: Eukaryota; Metazoa; Mollusca; Bivalvia; Mytilida; Mytilidae. The transcript has 4 exons. The coding region runs from base 13 to 384 and encodes 123 amino acids.
GAAAAUAUAGAAAUGGACAAAAUGUCUUUCGUAACUGUGAUUGCCUGUCUUGUAUCUAUUAUUAUUGUCCUGCAAGGAGCUGACGCCCAGGAUUGUAAUACUCCAAAAAUGUCCACAUGCACCAAAACCUACAGCGGCACGGUAGCAGGUGCCGGAGGAAGCAAGAACAAAAUAUGCAGUGCAGCACAUACCUAUCUGGAUUGUUUGAACAAAGUGUUCACUGACUGCAAAUUGGACUCCAGUUCCUCAACUAUUGGCCACACAAUUGCUGCGGCCAAACAGGCACUUUCUCAGUAUGGAUGUGGUCGUGGAAAUGGUGCCGGAAGUCUUGUUUUCAACUUGGUUGCAUUGAUGUCUGGACUAAUAUUUUAUGAGCUGUUUUAGAUGAGCAAAUCCACAUGCAAAAAUAUUCAUAAAAUAACAUUCAAACACAUAUACGAACAAAAUCUUUUUUGGACACUUGCACAUAUAAUUUAUUGUCAACAUAAUAUCCUGAAAUACUUGGAUUGUAUAGUUUUUGAUAUUUGUUUAAUGAUUAUUAAUGUCAUCUUUCUCCUUGUCAAUAUCUAUGUAAGUUUAUCGACAUGUUACGUCUAUGUAUGUCUAUUGGCAACAAGCACCCACUUCAAUAUCAGAGUAUUCAUGAAUUGUUAUGAUUAACAGUAUAUCCUGCUUUUAAUUGAAAUAUUUGAUAAAACUUACCGUAACCUUGGUGUAGAUAAUUCAGAACUGUUUUUAUAUUACUCAAGAAAUUAAUCCGAGGGCGAUUGCUUUACUUUUAAUUGUAUACACCAUUAUUUGUCCUUUCUAUAUUAAUACGCGUGUUUUUCUGUCCUCUAUUUUCUCCCAGCUAUUUGGAUUGUAUCCAGUAAUGUAAUAUUGUCAUUUUUCUGUUAUAUUUAGCAUUGCCAUAAAAGCGGUAGGUUAGGCUAGCAAGAUUCAAUCCGCCUUUUUUUUUUAAGAAAAUCCAAGUUGAUUUGAAAAAAGUUAUUUCACAAUUAAAGUGUAUUGUCUCUAUUUUGUUCGAACUGCAAAUUAUAGCGUUGUUUACCUAGAUUACUUUAAUUCUCAAAUUUGACAGCAAUGAAGCAAAAACCAAAAUGACCUUGG